UGCGCUCCGGCAGGCCCGGGGCCCGACCCGGAAGCCGCCGCGCGGGCUGCGCUCGCCUCUCGCCGGGGAAACUCCGGGCCACCCGAGUCCUUGGGCCCGCCGCGGCCUCCUUCCCCGGGCCCCACGGGCCCAUGGGUCUCCAUGACGACGGCAGGGGCCCGGCCGGGGGGCGGGCAGCCCGGGUGGGGCCGCGGCGCUCCGGGGGCCUCCGCGGCGGCCUGGCCGUGUUCGCCGCCGUGGCCUCCGUGUUCACCCUCACGCUGCCCCCUUCGGUGCCGGGGGGAGACUCGGGGGAACUGAUCACAGCCGCACAUGAGCUUGGAGUUGCCCAUCCUCCUGGCUAUCCUUUGUUCACUCUGGUGGCUAAACUGGCAAUUAUACUAUUUCCUUUCGGUUCAGUUGCCUACCGAGUCAAUCUUCUGUGUGGCUUAUUUGGAGCAGUAGCUGCAGCUUUACUUUUUUUCACCGUUUUCAGGCUUUCUGGCUCCCAUGCUGGAGGAAUCCUUGCUGCGGGGGUGUUUUCAUUCUCUCGUCUAACAUGGCACUGGUCCAUUGCAGCAGAGGUUUUCAGCUUAAACAAUCUGUUUGUGGGGCUGCUUAUGGCUCUUACUGUACAUUUUGAGGAGGCAGCAACCGCCAAAGAAAGAUCAAAGAUAGCUAAAAUUGGUGCUUUCUGCUGUGGCCUUAGCUUAUGUAAUCAGCACACAAUAGUACUCUAUAUUUUGUGCAUAAUACCAUGGAUUCUCUUCCGACUUUUAAAAGAGAAGGAACUCUCCCUGGGCUCUUUGUUGAAGCUGAGUCUGUGCUUCGGUGCUGGCUUGUUGCCCUAUGUCUACCUUCCUGUCUCGUCCUACCUCAAUCAAGCCCGUUGGACCUGGGGAGACCAGACAACAUUGCUAGGAUUUUUGACGCAUUUUCUCAGGGAAGAAUAUGGAACAUUCAGUCUGGCCAAAUCUGAAAUAGGAUCCAGUAUGUCUGAAAUUUUGCUUUCUCAAGUAACAAGUAUGAGGACCCAACUCUCAUUCAACAUUCAAGCCCUCGCAGUUUGGGCAAAUAUAUCUUUAGCAAGAAAGGACAGACAGAACCCAUCAUCAGUAUGGCUUUUUACUGGAAUGUUUUGCAUUUAUUCAUUGUUCUUCGCUUGGAGGGCGAAUUUAGAUAUUUCAAAACCACUUUUCAUGGGUGUGGUAGAAAGAUUCUGGAUGCAGAGCAACGCUGUGGUGGCCGUGCUCGCCGGCGUCGGCUUGGCCGCGCUAGUUUCUGAGAGCAACCGAGUGCUGAACACCAGUGGGCUUCAGUGUCUGGAGUGGCUUUCAGCAACGCUUUUUAUAAUGUACCAAAUAUAUUCUAAUUUCAGCAUUUGUGACCAAAGGACCAACUAUGUCAUUGAUAAAUUUGCAAAGAACCUUCUAGCCUCUAUGCCUCAUGAUGCAAUUAUCUUACUCAGAGGAGAUUUGCCAGGGAAUUCUCUCCGUUACAUGCAUUAUUGCGAGGGACUGAGGCCAGAUAUUUCACUAGUGGAUCAGGAAAUGAUGACUUAUGAGUGGUAUUUACCCAAGAUGGCAAAGCACUUACCAGGUGUCAGCUUUCCUGGAAACCGGUGGAAUCCUGUGGAAGGAAUGUUACCUAGUGGAAUGGUCACAUUUAAUCUUUAUCAUUUUCUUGAAAUAAAUAAACAGAAGAAAACAUUCGUUUGCAUAGGAAUUCAUGAAGGUGACCCAACCUGGAAAAAGAACUAUUCACUUUGGCCUUGGGGUUCUUGUGACAAAUUAGUUCCUUCGGAGAUUGUAUUCAACCCUGAGGAAUGGAUUAAACUCACAAGAAAUAUCUAUAACUGGACCGAAGAAUAUGGAAGGUUUGACCCAUCUUCUUGGGAAUCUGUGGCCAACGAAGAGAUGUGGCAAGCAAGGAUGAAAACCCCGUUCUUCAUCUUUAACCUGGCAGAAACAGCAAACGUACCUCCAAAUGUGAAGGCUCAACUCUACACUCACGCAUAUAACAAGGAGGCAGGAGGGUCAGAGAGAAGGAGACGUGAUGAUGCAAGCAGAGGUCAGAGGAAAAGAUUCGAAGACGCUACGUGGCUGGCCUGGAAGAUGGGAGGAAGGGGCCACAAGGUAGGGAGUGCAGGCAGCCUCUGCAAGCCACCAAGGGCAAAGAAACAGAUUCUAGAGCCUCCUCGAAGAACACAGCGCUGCUGCUUUUACAAAAUCCUCGAUUUUAUGCAUUUUGACCUCCAGAAGGGUAAGAUAAUAAAUGUAUACUGUCUUAAGCCAUUAUGUCUGUGCUGAUUUGUUACAACAGCAGAGGAAACUAAUAGGAAGCCAUUGGAACAGGAAACAGUCACCACCAGACAAGUUCUGACAGGUUUGCCCUCUAGACAAAAGUCAUGACCCUGGCUGCACUCGAAAGUAUAGGUUCCUGGCUGGGUGGGAUUUCAUGAGAAAGAUAAAGGGUCUUGGCAAGAGGCUCUGUCUUCUGACUGUGGCCCUGUCUUCUGACUGAAGCCAACCCAACCUUCAGAUGGCCUGGCCACACACAGACUCUUGUGUAGGCGGUCCUCACUGACGGGAGAAGAGAGGGUGGAGCACAGGCUUGCUGUUGCUCCGUUUUAACGAGCCCCUUCUUUUCUGUGACUUCUAGCCCUGGGUUCCUCAGACACCUUCAAGGAUCAUCUUGGAGCCUACUAUGUAGGAAACAGAUGUCCUGGCAUGGGCCAGUGAGACCAGAGCCCGGGAGCCAUAUAUGUGAGCACCUGAGGUGUUUCCGCAGCCUCUAGGUGCUGUGGGUCUACUCACCAGGGCAGUGGUUUAGAGCUAAGUCAAAAUCACACAGCAUCCAAUCCGUAGGACUCAGUUUACUCCUAAAUUUUGUGAUCGUGGGUUCAUUGUUCAUUUAUUCAUUUACUCACAGAGCGCUUAUUGAUCGCCCAGUCUGUGCCAAAUAUUGUGUUGGAGAUGACCAAGUAUUGUCCCUGCUACCAAAGAGGUAGCAGGCUAGAGAGGGAGACAGAAGAUACAGUUCUCGGUUACAUUCAGUCUUGCAGAGGUGCUGUGGGAACAGCACACUGUACGUGAGUACACCCCUCUGGCGAGGGGUGGUGAGGAAGGAGGGGGAAGUCUUCGGAGAUGUCACUGGAGUGUCAUCUUGAAAGCUCAGACGAGCUAGCCAGACAGACUGUGGGCAGGGUAGUGAGAGAGUGGGCGAGGAAGGACAGUCGAUAGGGACAAAGGCAGAACCCUCCGAGGUGCCCACUCGAGGACAGCAAGGGAUCGAUUGCAGGAGGCAGCAAGCUGGAGUUCUGUCUGGCAUUUGGAAGAUCCAGGUUCAAGGCCUACUCCACCACUAAUUGUCAACUGUAAGUCAGUUAAACAUUCCAGGCCUCGAUUUUUUCUAAAAAUAGAAGUGGGCUUUAAGCUUUGUUAAUUAUCUCUCACGCCCUGGUCAUGUCAUAUCCUGUUCAUCUCUCAUACCCUGUGAUUCCAUGAAAAACAAAUAGUAUUUAGUUGGGAGAAAUCUCUGAGACUUACUGAUACUUCAUAUUCUCAUCAGUGACCUGUUCCAUGGCCACCGUUGCUAGGGCGCCACUGAAGCUAAUUCACGGAUUCAUUGUCCCUUUGGACCUGGAAGCUUUACUCUUUCCAGUGGACACAAGUCCGUGGGUGUCUUCUUCGCAUAUGCCUCCAGAUAUGUGACUUUGUUUGCAAGACAAAUGAGGUCAAAUACUUGAUGGGUCAACACAAACCCACCCCCCCCAGUACUGGUAUUUCAAGAACGCUCUUGUUAGGUGUAAGACAUUGUGUAUAGUAUUCCACUCAAUAGCUGAUGCAGAACUUUCAGUUCAGGAGACAUUAAGUUCAGGUGUAGUGGGGGAGCAGGGACUAUCCCCGUUAGCUUUAGGAAUGCAUUCGAUAAGUUGGUGUCCCCACUAAAUAGAAUACAGUCUGCUAAGACUAACGUCAUGGUAACAUUCACGUAGAGGAGGAAACGUAAUUCCAGGUGAUGAGAAAUGACCGGCUUCUUAAGAUACAGCACAUGUGGCUUAACGGGCCACCUGGUAGAAGUUGACGAUGCGUCGGUAACAAAGUGUUCGAGAGACGGGUGGUAUGUUCAUUCUGUUAUCUAAUGACUGUAACAGGGAGGUCAUGAGUGAGCCUCUCAUCCUCUUGAGCCGUUGGGGAAAUGCUCACUGAAGGGCUGGCCUCUGUGUUGAACUCCAGAACCCAGGUGGGAUUCUGAAAGCCGAACCGUUUUUU
Herpailurus yagouaroundi (jaguarundi) is the source of this 4253-nucleotide messenger RNA. RefSeq names its product transmembrane protein 260 (gene TMEM260). The record is from RefSeq and is a predicted model, not a curated record. Bases 132 to 2288 code for a protein of 718 amino acids. NCBI's taxonomy places the organism in Eukaryota, Metazoa, Chordata, Mammalia, Carnivora, Felidae. The transcript is spliced from 16 exons.